AUGCCAGAGACAUGCUGUGUUACCAAAUGUCGCUCUGGGUAUUCGGGGGGUGGCAAGGUAUCCAUGUUCGCGUUUCCUGCGUAUUCUGACAAGCGUGAGAAGUGGAAACGUGCCAUCCAUCGCAUUGAUGGUGGGCAGUUCAGUUUUGACUCUCCACACACACGUGUCUGCGAGAAGCACUUUGACCACAGCGAUGCCGUAUGGCACGACGAACUCGUCAUCGACGGCGAUGAAGUGCUGCACAAGCGUGGAAAGUCAAAGCUUCGAGAAGAUGCAGUGCCGCGCAUAUUCGACGGCUGCCUUCGUAUCUGA
Molecule: messenger RNA, 312 nt
Organism: Ornithodoros turicata
Lineage: Eukaryota; Metazoa; Arthropoda; Arachnida; Ixodida; Argasidae
Exons: 1
Coding region: 1-312 (103 amino acids)
Molecular function (GO): sequence-specific DNA binding
Source: RefSeq, a predicted model, not a curated record